Messenger RNA from Megalops cyprinoides (Indo-Pacific tarpon), 879 nucleotides. Its product is annotated as protein shisa-3 homolog. The transcript is spliced from 2 exons. Lineage: Eukaryota; Metazoa; Chordata; Actinopteri; Elopiformes; Megalopidae. Bases 1 to 879 code for a protein of 292 amino acids. The record is from RefSeq and is a predicted model, not a curated record.
AUGGUGCGCUUAUUGAACUAUCUCCUACUGGGGUACUUCACAUGGAACAUGCGGAUAUCCGACGCGCAGGGAGAGUACUGCCACGGCUGGCUGGACAGCAAUGGAAAUUACCAAGAGGGUUUUCAGUGUCCAGAGGACUUUGACACCAUGGAUGCGACCGUGUGCUGUGGAUCAUGCUCCCUUCGGUACUGCUGCGCGGCCGUAGACGCAAGACUUGAUCAGGGCAGCUGUACGAAUGACAGAGAACUGGAGAACACCGAGUUUGCGGCGCAGCCGGUGUACGUGCCCUUCCUGAUGGUGGGCUCCAUUUUCGUGGCGUUUGUGGUGGUGGGCUCGCUGGUGGCGGUGUACUGCUGCACCUGCCUGCGGCCCAAGCAGCCGGCCCAGCCGCCCAUCCGCUUCUCCCUCCGCAGCUGCCAGGGCGAGACCAUCCCCAUGAUCCUGACGGUGGCGCCGCCUAGCCAGCGCACCCCGUCCCGCCAGUCCAGCACGGCGACCACCAGCUCCAGCUCGGCCGGCGGCGGGGGCUCCGUGCGCCGCUUCUCCCUGGGACGGGCCGACGCGGGCCAGCCGCAGCAGCAGCAGCAGGGGUGCCUGCUGUCCACCGCCCCCUCCUCGCCCUCCUCGCCGCCCCAGCCCGCCCUGCUCCCUCCCCCUCCGCCCCCUUACACCACCCCACCGUGCGCGCCGGGUGCCCUCUCCCACUCCCACUCCCACUCCCACUCCCACACCCACACCCACGCCCAGCUGCAGCUCCACCAGCCCCUCCACUCGUCCCAGGCUGGUGGCUUCCUCCUCCCCCAGCAGUACUUCUCCUACCCCCUGCAGCCUGAGCCCUUCUCAGGGGGGAAAGGCUUUGCGGAUUUCGGACAGAGCUGA